This is a messenger RNA of Saprolegnia parasitica CBS 223.65, 1836 nucleotides long. RefSeq lists its product as hypothetical. Bases 1 to 1836 code for a protein of 611 amino acids. The transcript has 3 exons. Lineage: Eukaryota; Oomycota; Saprolegniomycetes; Saprolegniales; Saprolegniaceae. The record is from RefSeq and is a predicted model, not a curated record.
AUGGCCCAACGCCCGCCCAACCCGUGGAACCGGCAAUUCGAUUUCAAGCUCGACGCGCUGGACGACUACUUUGCUGCGAACAAGAAGACCAAGCCGUCACAGACCGUCGUGCCCGAGUGCGCCGAGGUCCAAGUGCCGCUGUGCCACACGGGCCUCUGCACGUCGCCCAAGCUCAUCGAGUCGUUCGUCAAGCGCAUUCCGGCCUCGAGCAGCCUGCGCGGCAAGAAGGCUCUCCUUCUCUUGCAGGGCGGGCCUGGCGCAUCGUCCGUCAACAUGGAAGGACUCAUGGCCAACCUCUACUCUCUGCUGGACGGACAGUUUAGCAUCUACACGCUCGACCACCGAGGCACGGGCCGGUCCUCCCUCCUCGACUGCGAGGCGUCGCAAGCGACCGCCGCUGGUAGCCCGAGCGGCGCCACCGUCACGAUCGACGAGCUGCCCUCGUGCCUCUCCGAUCUUAACUAUCAGUUCGGCCUCGAUGCGAGCGCCUACUCCGUCUCGAGCGCGGCUGCCGACUUGAACUACAUCCUCACGAUGGACCCGGAUCUGUCGACCUCGGAUGUCUUCGUCUACGGCGUGAGCUACGGCACGUACCUCGUCGAGCGGCUCAUGCACUUUGCGCCGCCCAACGUGCGCGGGUACCUCCUCGACAGCGUCCAGGCAGAGACCUUUCCGUCGUCCGACGCGAACCUCGCGGGCUACUACUCCAACUGGGACCGGGACUAUGGCCAAGUCGCAACGCGCUUCUUCAGUCUCUGCGACGCCGACGCGUUCUGCGCCUCGCAGAUUGGCCCGUCGUCCCAAGCCAAGCUCAUGGCGCUCUACGAAGCCCUCGAUAAGAACGCAUCGGCGUGCGCGACGCUCCUUUCGAGCUCCGAGCCGCCGUCCUGGACGCUGCGCAAGAUCUUUGCCGGGCUCUUCAUGGACAUGAACAACCGGGCGCUGAUUCCCGCGAUCAUCAAGCGCCUUGGUCGCUGCAACGCCGAAGACGUCCAAGUGCUCUCCGCCGCGCUCUCGGUCACGGCAACUUCGCCGUCCACAGUGAGCUACGUGCGCGGCAGCGACCUGCUCUACAACACGAUCGUUUUCUCCGAGAUCUGGGAGCCGCAGACCGAGGCGUACCUUAAGGAACUCUUCGCGGCCGAGCCCAUUGCGAGUGGCUUGUACGACGGCAUUACGCCGCAGUACUGCCUCGUCAUCGGCAGCGCGACGGGUCCGAUUUGCGCCGGGCAGGCCAAGGCCAAGACAAGAGGCUUCAAGUAUACGCCGAUCAAAGGCAUUUGGAACACGACGGCCGCGAUCCCAGCGAACGCGAGCGUCCUCAUCCUCUCAGGCGGCCUCGACCCGCAGACGCCCGCCAAGUACGCAACGCUCCAGUUCGAGAGCAUGCGUGGCGACCAGAAAAAGCUCGUGCACUUCCCGUUUGCGGCCCACGGCGUUAUUAACACGACGCCGAUGACGUCCAAUGGAUCGCUGCCCUGCGGCUACAGUGUCAUUGCGUCCUUCCUGCAAGAGGACGGCGACGUGCGCGCGAUGGACGUCUCGUGCGUGGACGGCGUCGCGCCCAUGACGUUCCGCGUCCCGACAGACGUCGCGCAGUCGACACUCCUCACGAGCGAUGCGUUUGACGGCGCGUACGACCCGUCGCUCGCCGUCGCCGGCAAGAAGGCGAGCGCGGUGACCGCCCUCAUGAACCAGAGCCAAGUGCCUCUGAUCGUCGUGUCAGCGCUCUUUGGCCUCUCGAUGCUCGUCAUCCUCGCCCUCGGGCUCGCGCUCCGAAGGCAGCAGGCGCGGCUCCAGAAAGGUCCGUCGUACGAAGCCGACACAGCGCCAUGA